Alternaria rosae is the source of this 1497-nucleotide messenger RNA. RefSeq lists its product as uncharacterized. NCBI's taxonomy places the organism in Eukaryota, Fungi, Ascomycota, Dothideomycetes, Pleosporales, Pleosporaceae. The record is from RefSeq and is a predicted model, not a curated record. Gene Ontology annotation, molecular function: DNA-binding transcription factor activity. The transcript has a single exon. The coding region runs from base 1 to 1497 and encodes 498 amino acids.
AUGGACGAGCCGCGCUAUCCCGCUUGGGCGACAGAAUACACCAACUACAUGCAACCAUGCAAAGAGCAUGCAGUGCGUUUUCAUAUAGAAGAAGAAAGCUACCUGGACGAUUUCGAUAAUGGCAUUGUCAGCAUGCAGCCGAUGCAACGCUUCCUGUACGAGCAAAGCCCCCUUACGCCAGGUAUGCUUUACGCGAAGAUCCCGUUCCCAGACGGCCGAUACGAGAAGCAAUAUGAGCAACAAUGGCCUCCGGCAGACUGCUUUCGCAACGCAUCACCGGAUCGUACUUCUUCUGGAAACACCAGUCAAAAUACCCAGGACGAGCUUCGGUCACCAUACAUGUGCCAUAGCAUCCCAUAUGGAAGCCCGAUGGACUACUCUCAUCUCCCAGUGUCAUACCCGGCAGCUGAGUAUCUUCAAGGCGGAGCGUUCGCAUGCGAGUCUCAUACCGAAGAGCGUAAUAUCAGCCUUCGUGAGCUAGAGUACGAGCCUCCGAUACCGGAAGCAGCGGCCGAAGACGUAGAGGACGUUGUUAUGAAACAAGAAGCUACCUGUGAUCACCAUCACAGCGAAGUCAAAGAAGAAGCUGCUCCAGAUUACACGAGAUACGCAGACUCUGGUAUCGGACACUCUGUUCGAGACGCCCAAUCCGUAGAACCCGUUGACUUCCCUGAGGAACCCGCUUCGGACUCCGACUACAGUCCGUCUUCCAGUUCUAAGCGAAGAAGGUCUACAACGUCACGCGGUAGCUCGGGUCGAACAUCGAAGCGUCGCAAACCGAUCCGUAGAGACUCUCAUGCUCCAAGUCCCACUGAAUCUGUCAGAUCGGAGAAGAAAUACCGUCGGGCCUUCAAGACACAAAAAGCCAUUACAGAUUCAAGCAUUCAGGCUGAAGAUCGCCGAGCUUUUCCAUGUCCACUCGCCGGGUAUGGCUGCACGUCCAACUUCUCUUCCAAAAACGAGUGGAAGAGGCACGUCAGCACUCAGCACAUCAAGCUCGGCUACUGGCGCUGCGAUCUAUGUACCCCGUCGAUCGACUCCAACGACGCACAGACAUUAUACUACAACGACUUCAAUCGUAAAGACCUCUUCACUCAGCAUCUCCGUCGCAUGCACGCUGCUCCAAAAGACAAGUCCUGCCGCACCCAGAAAGAUUAUCCCGUCUGCGAAGAGAAUCUUUCGGAACACCAAGUGCGCUGCAGCCUACAGUUACGAAAUGCGCCACAACAUUCGAGCUGCCUGUUCUGCGAGCGAUCCUUCAACGGUGUUACAUCCUGGGAGGAGCGCAUGGAGCAUGUUGGACGUCACUUCGAGAAGGAUUACAAGAGUCGCAUGGAUAUGCUCGACCCUGCUACGUGGCACAGGGAUCAGAGGCUCGAGCGCUAUCUUCUUGACGAAGGACUCAUUGUGAGAGAUGGUGCAGGAUGGAAGAUCGGCGAUGGCAAGCCGCGCAGAAGUGCUGAAACGGACAGCGAAGUGGACUCCGGAGUAGACUGA